AUGAAUAUAGCUUACGAUUCUUUAGGCGCCGCUUUUUUCAUUCAUAUCAAAGGACAAGUGGAUAUAUUAAGUAAACGCUUGGAGGAGAUUGGUCAUAAAUCCAGCUCUAAGCAGAAUCACUCACAUAUUAAUGAAGAAUUGAAAGCUUGCGCUAUCUACUAUGAUCGCAUACUAGAGCUAACUCAUAUGAUGGAGGAUUUAAUGUGUUUACCGCUCUCUAUACAAAUCUUGUGUUCGGUUUUGGUGUUGAUAGCAAACUUUUAUGUCUUUUCUAUGCUUACCACAGGUGACGAAAUUUUAAAUUUUAUCCGCUGUUUUCUCUAUCAAUGCUGUAUGUUUACCCAAAUAUUUAUGUUGUGUUACUUUGCCAAUGAAGUUACAUUGACUAGCGAAAAACUUUCGUUAGCCAUUUAUAGAGCUGGCUGGGUCGACUGGAAUGAGGAAAAUCGGAAACUCGCCCUGCAAAUGAUGGGUCGUCUCGACUUACCCAUUCACAUUAAAACUAUAAAUAGAUGUUAUUCUUUCAACUUGGCGGCUUUUACAUCCAUUGUUAACUCUUCGUACAGCUAUUUUGCUUUAUUGAAAAACUUGAAUUAA
This is a messenger RNA of Glossina fuscipes, 597 nucleotides long. Its product is annotated as odorant receptor 46a. Gene Ontology annotation, biological process: detection of chemical stimulus involved in sensory perception of smell; sensory perception of smell. The record is from RefSeq and is a predicted model, not a curated record. Gene Ontology annotation, molecular function: olfactory receptor activity; odorant binding. Bases 1 to 597 code for a protein of 198 amino acids. The transcript has 3 exons. Gene Ontology annotation, cellular component: plasma membrane. Lineage: Eukaryota; Metazoa; Arthropoda; Insecta; Diptera; Glossinidae.